Messenger RNA from Bombina bombina (fire-bellied toad), 2155 nucleotides. It is a transcript of the gene IRX5, whose product is annotated as iroquois homeobox 5. Gene Ontology annotation, cellular component: nucleus. Gene Ontology annotation, molecular function: DNA-binding transcription factor activity, RNA polymerase II-specific; RNA polymerase II cis-regulatory region sequence-specific DNA binding. Lineage: Eukaryota; Metazoa; Chordata; Amphibia; Anura; Bombinatoridae. Gene Ontology annotation, biological process: neuron differentiation; cell development; regulation of transcription by RNA polymerase II. The record is from RefSeq and is a predicted model, not a curated record. Bases 146 to 1615 code for a protein of 489 amino acids. The transcript has 3 exons.
GAUCAGGAGCAAAGAGAGAAGAAGAAAAAAGGACUUGUGUAUAGCUCUGCUGCAACUGGUGGUUAACCUUUUUAAUAGGUGACCCCUAUAAGUGCUGGUACCCCCUUUUUUCUGGCAGUGUGUCUACAAAGAGAAGUGUGUAUGCAUGUGUCUGGCCAUGUCAUAUCCUCAGGGCUACUUAUAUCAACCAUCAGCUUCUCUUGCACUGUACUCCUGCCCUGCUUAUAGUGCAAGUGUGAUAACUGGACAUAGGACUGAUGAACUGGGACGUUCCUCUUCAGGUUCAGCGUUUUCUCCCUAUGCCGGAUCUACAGCAUUCUCAGCUCCUUCUGCUACUGGGUUCAACUCUCACCUUCAAUACAGCGGGGAUCCAGCAGCAGCUUUCACUUCCUAUGUGGCAUCUCCAUAUGACCACAGCACUGGCAUGCCUGGAUCUCUGGGGUAUCAUCCCUACGCUGCUCCUCUAGGAUCAUAUCCCUAUGGUGACCCUGCCUAUAGAAAGAAUGCUACACGCGAUGCUACAGCCACUUUAAAGGCCUGGCUGAAUGAGCACAGGAAAAAUCCUUAUCCCACCAAGGGUGAAAAGAUCAUGCUGGCCAUCAUCACCAAGAUGACCCUCACUCAAGUGUCUACCUGGUUUGCCAAUGCCAGAAGGAGACUUAAAAAAGAGAAUAAAAUGACCUGGACUCCUAGGAACAGGAGUGAGGAUGAGGAGGAAGAGGAAAACAUCGACCUAGAGAAAAAUGAUGAAGAUGAACCUCAGAAGUUAGAUGACAAGGGAGAAACUGAAGAUGACCCAGUUGAGCAGAAAAGAUGUCCGAGCGUGGCUGAAUCUGACCGCUUGGAAUGUGAGAACUUGCAGGUUAAAGAGUUGGACCCUAUCAGGAGUGACUCCGAAUUAAAUGACCUGGAAGAUAGAAGUGAUUCUGUCUCCAAGGGAUCUUCUUCUUCCUCUCCACUGCUGUGCCAAUCAGCCCAAACCCAGCAGACAUCAGAGGAUCCAGCCUCACACCAUCACCACCAUCAUCUUCAUCUUCUGCACCAACAACAAGUCCAUCAUCUUCAUCAUCAACACCACCAAACUCACCCCAUCGAUCUUGCCCACAGGAAUACACCAAUACAACAUGGCACUGCCACUAGCAAUGCCACCUCAGUUAUCCAUUCUCCACCUGCUUUAACUACCAAACCUAAAUUAUGGUCCUUAGCUGAAAUAGCCACCUCUUCGGACAAGGGUAAAGACAGCAAUGAGACUCUUCCUGGGCCAGGAUCAACCCAGGUUCAAUCCAUGGUUGGCAGCACUCCCCCUCCACCUAGAUCUCCUUCAACCCCUUGCCACUUUCCAAGUAACGCUGUCUUAUCGCGCCCCCUUUAUUACAGUUCCCCAUUUUACCCAGGCUACACGAACUAUGGCAAUUUUGGACACCUUCACACACAUCAUGGACCCAGCACUACUACCCCAACAACCAACAGUGCCCCACAUUUCAAUGGAAUUAAUCAGACUGUGCUCAACAGAGCAGAAACGUUGGCUAAAGAGGGCAAAGUUAGGACCCCAGCUGAUGUUCACCUAAACAAAGACUCUCCCUAUGAAAUGAAGAAAGGUAUGUCUGCCAUUUAAUACUGGCUAGAAGCAUUGGACUAUAUAUUUAUUUAUUAAACAUAAAGUCUUGAAAAUGCAUUCAUCACCAAGAAAAUUAAUUAUUACAGAAAAGAAAAAAGGCCUAUAUAAAAAAAUACCUUUUUCAUACUUUUUGACUUUUCUAAAAGAAAACAAAUGUCUUAAACCAACUGCAACAAAAUUCAAGAUUCGUUAUAAUCAAAUUCUGUAAAUUUUUAAUGUAGCAAUUUUGUAUUUAAAUGGAUCAUCAAUAUCUUUGAAGUAAAUUAUGGAAUCGAGACGCUUGUACAUUGAUUAAUGCUCUUUGAGGGUAAUAUAAAUAUAUUCAUAUUAUUGUUUUUGCUUUGUUUGUUUUUCUGAGUUGUUUAGUCAAAAAAAUACAAGUAUUUAAUUUUUUAUAAGUCUCUUAUUUCUUUGUGAACUUCUAAUAUCAGGAAAUCCCCAUCAAUUGAGAGAAAGGAUCCUUAUUCCUCUUUGUAAAUUGUAAAUAUGUAAUUAAAAGAGAUUUUAACAGAAAAUAAAAUAAAAAAAACACUCUUA